UUAGAUUGAAUUCUGCUGUCUGUCAAUUCUCUAAGUUAGCAACUAGCAUCGGUAUGACACCUGAAGGAGUGGCAAGAAGAGUCAGCAAAUUUCACAGUGAGAACAAGCUCUAAAAAAUUUUCUUCAAAGGGAAACCUUUACGUUUGAGGUUAAAACGUAUUUCUCUAAUGGAUGUCUGACAGCAGCCGCGGAUGGCCCUCUGUGGUUACUGUGGGACCUGCUAAUGUGAGAACUCCUCCAUUCUGAGUCUAUGACCGAGUAAUGAACCUGAACCCAUUCGGGAGCAUGUCUGCAAACACAAGUCGGAAGAGAUCGGAUGAGGAGCAGAGCGGGCACACGGACCAGAGAGCCAGCCCAGCCCGGACUCACUUCGGUAAAAAGGUUCUUCCACCCAUUCCUAAGAAUGCAACCCCGAUCACCAAGCCUGCAUCAAUGGCCGCUGCAGCCCACUCAGCCAAUGGCACACAUGCUUCCUAUGGCCCCUUCUACCUGGAGUACUCUCUGCUGGCAGAGUUCACACUCGUGAUUAAGCAGAAACUUCCUGGAAUUUAUGUCCAGCCAUCCUACAAGUCGGCACUUAUGUGGUUUGGGGUCAUAUUCAUCAGGCAUGGAUUAUAUCAGGAUGGGGUCUUCAAAUUCACUGUGUAUAUUCCAGACAACUAUCCAGAUGGGGAGUGUCCUAAAUUGGUAUUUGACACCCCAGUGUUCCACCCUCUCGUGGACCCAGUAUCUGGAGAGCUGGAUGUCAGAAGAGCUUUCACCAAAUGGAGACGGAAUCACAACCACAUCUGGCAGGUCUUGAUGUAUGCACGUACAGUUUUUUACAAGAUCAACACAACGGAGCCAUUUAACCCAGAAGCUGCAGUGCUGUAUGAAAAAGAUGUGCAGCUGUUCAAAAGCAAAGUUGUGGACAGUGUCAGACUAUGCAACAGUCAUCUUUUUGACCCGCCUAAGAUAGAUGAUCCCUACGCAAUAAGUUUCUCUCCAUGGAACCCAGCAGUGCACGAAGAGGCAAAAGAGAGGAUGUUCGCACACAAAAGACGGCCUGAGGAUCACCACAAAGGAACUCAUGUGUCAGGGUUAUCCUGGGUGAAACCCGGCUCCACCCAGCCCUUCAGCAAAGAAGACGGUCCUCCUCAGAGCUGAGAGUGCACUGCCUCUGCCUUGCCACUAGAUGGAGACGAACAUUACCCACUCCACCAAUGGCUCCCCUCAGUCGUUUGUGUAGUGGUCUCUUGGAAUGGUUGGGAGAACAUUACUUCUAUCUCCACUUUAUUACUCAGCUUUAAAAGCUCCUUAGGCUGCUCAUGACACAGCUGUAGAAGCAUAGUUUUGUGUCAUGUGCAAAUUGAAAAUGACAAAUGGAUACGUCAGCUACAUCGUUCAGGCUGUGAUGCAAUCAAAGUGCAUUGUCUCUCAUAUUCUGCUCCAUGCACAUUUAGUUAGAUGGGAAGUUAGUCCCAAAAGGAGGUUUCUGGACGAGAAAUGCACUUUGUAUCCAUAUGUUAGGUUUAGAGGACUGCUUGAUUGAAACCACUUGGGAAAUUGGCGUAGGACUGUAUUUGUCAAACAAAAGUUAUUUUGGUUACAGCAGGAGGACAGAAAAUGUUCACAUCUUCCCAUAAUCCUCCAAAUUACGCUUUCUUAUCCUCGGUGCACACUGUCCUGCAUGUUUAGGAAGCCUCCCUGCUCUCAAUCUUUUUAAGGGCUUAAUUCUGAAGCACCCUGCUGUUUUACUAUAACUUGGAGUCAGGUUUGCUAAAUGUUCAUACAUGCAGGACGUUGUGGGCUGAAGACCAGGAAAAGAUUUUGUUUUUAAUUGGCCAACGGUUUAUUUUUAUCUUGGUUGUGUUUUACAGAA
This is a messenger RNA of Cyprinodon tularosa, 1861 nucleotides long. It is a transcript of the gene aktip, whose product is annotated as akt interacting protein. The record is from RefSeq and is a predicted model, not a curated record. Bases 262 to 1146 code for a protein of 294 amino acids. The transcript has 10 exons. Lineage: Eukaryota; Metazoa; Chordata; Actinopteri; Cyprinodontiformes; Cyprinodontidae.